AGAAAAUUGUACUACUCUGUACUCUGGAAUUAUUCAGUCUGCACCAUAUUUUGGUUGAUCAGGAGCGUGUGGAACGCUCUACGAAAGUCUUUUUUAAUUCAUAUCCCUCUACCACGUAAUUUCUUGAUUUUGAAAAUUCUUUGACUGUUGCUUGUAAAAUCCGUCGUUCUUCGAUUGCUCUGCUCAUCUAUGUGCCAAAGCGUUUUGACUUGCUUGACUUUGCAGAGUGGACAAAACCCAUCUUCCGAUUUUGGUUUUCUAUUCUAUUCUCGCGCAGCCUUCAUCUUCAUUAGGGUUUGGUAUUCUUGUUUUUUUUAUUUCUUUACUUGUUUACUUUCAUUGUGAUCAAUUUGUUUGUGGGCUUCGGAUAUUUUUUUUUUUCUUUUGAUCUUACCGCAUAGUUUCGGACUCAAGUUUCUGUUGGUUGAGAAUUUACUGUUAAAAAUCAAUUCUGUAACAUAAAAUCUGUUCCACUGGGGUUUAUCAAAUUUCCUUCAGAAAAAUCGAAACUGGAGAAAAGAAAAAUGGUUACUGGAAAGAAAAUGGCACUGUUUGAUGAGGAAACUGAUAAGGAAAUAUUCGACGAGGAUGAAUGGUACUUUGUCGAAUUAGGUGAUCUGGAAAUGAAGACCGAACCAUCUAUAGAAACUCUAAAUGAUAUCCCUGAAACUGAUUCCGAUGUUGAAUCUGCUCAGGAGUUCCAAGAAAUAGUUCUCCCCCAACCCAUGGAACUCAAGGACAUCAUAAAAGAAGACAUCCUCCCAUGGCUCCCGGCCAAAGCCCUCACAAGAUUCAAAUCCGUUUCCAAAAGCUGGAACUUCUGGAUCAAAAGCCCAGUCCUGGCCCACCGCCAGUCCUACACCCACAAAUCCAUCUCGGGCUUCUUCUCCCAGCCCAACUACUACUCGGAGCCCGACUUCUUCACCUUCAACCAAUCCUCCUCUGGCAUCCCCAACCCCUCCCUUUCCUUCCUUCCCAUCUCCACUUACAUAGUCGGCUCGACCCAUGGCCUCCUCGUCUGCCGGGCCCACUCCGAACCCGACCUAUACUACAUAUGCAACCCAGUGACCCGAACCUUCCGGAAGCUUCUGAGUCCCGGGCUCUACCACGGGCUCGACUCGGCCUGCGUCCUCGCGUUCGACCCUGCCCUCACCAACAUCGAGUCUUUCUACCAAUUAGUGUGCGCAGUGCCCCUCGUGGGCCAGCCCGUAAUUUGUUUCGAGACCUACUCGUCGAAAACAGGCUCUUGGGCGUGCUCGGACGCCAUAUGCCCGAUGGACGAAGAAUUAUCGGGCCACGGGCUUUAUAUGAAUGGGAUGGCCUAUUGGAAGACGAAUGGAGGGAAGGUGGUGGCUUUUGACACAAAGACGGAAGUUUGUGGUGUUGUGGCCCUGCCUCAUGGGAGCCCGGCCCGUGGGGCCCUGGUGGAGAUGAAUGGACAGCUGGCGUACGUUGGGAUAUCUGAGUUGUGUUAUGGUGUGGAGAUGUAUUAUGGAGUGGAGAUGGGCCUGAGGAGGAGGGUUGAGUUGUUCGGAAAUGUGGGUGGUUUUAGGGGGUGUUAUUUUGGGGUGUUGCCUUACUGUGAGGAGGGGAAGGUUAUGGUAGUGAAUGGGGGAUUGGUGUACUGUUGUGGGCUGGAGGAUGAGGGGAUUGAGGAGGUGGGGAGUUGGUGGUGGGCUGAGUUCACGGAGAGUACUCGGUUUUUUCCAUACGUUAACACACUCGUUCACGUGGGUUGAGUAGUACCUCGAAGAUUUUUUUAUGAUGGCUCAUUUUCUUUCGUCUUUUCGUUUUUUCUUUUUCUUUUUCGUUUUGAGUUGGGAGUAUAGGGAUUGUUUNA
Striga asiatica is the source of this 1840-nucleotide messenger RNA. NCBI's taxonomy places the organism in Eukaryota, Viridiplantae, Streptophyta, Magnoliopsida, Lamiales, Orobanchaceae. The record is from the annotation of a GenBank genome assembly.